CCUCCUGCCACCCUCGGGGCCGCUCGCUGCCGAGGCCAGGUGAGGGGCUGUGGGCCAUGGCAGGUCCAGCAGAGUGUCCCGCUGAGCCCAGCGAUGGCUGAUCCGGGGCUCUGGCAGGGCACUGCGACUGUCCUACCUGCGCGCCGGGGGACACGACCCGGCCAUCCUGGACCAGCUGCUCCACCUCCAGCUGGAGGCCACGGUGCUGGAGAAAGGAACCGCAGGGCUGUGCAGGGGCAGGAGGAUGGAGCCCCCUGGCACUGCCACACAGGGUCUGGAUGCAGCACUGUUGGCUGUGGAGCUGGAAAACUGGCGUCUGGAAGAUGAAGUGUUGGCGCUGAAGGUCAGGAGAGAGAAGAGAGCUGACGCUGGCUCGAGGGCGGCCCAGCGGCACUCGGAGGAGCUGGCCCAGCUCCAGGCAGAGGUGGGGAUGCUGCGAUGCCACGCGGAGCAGGCGGGGCCACGGCUGCCCCCACCCAUCCUCCCACCCGCUGUGGCCCCCUCACUGCCACCAGCCCUGGCUGUGCCAGAACUUUUUAUGGAGCCCCCUGGGCCAGCACUGGGGCCAGGCAGCCCCACAGGCCAUGUGCCCCACAGCCUCCCCCUCAGCCCCUUUGUGGCCCUGGAGGACCCUCCUCCUGCUCAGGAGCCCCAAGAACAACACAGACCUCCACGAAGGUGA
Molecule: messenger RNA, 682 nt
Organism: Manacus vitellinus (golden-collared manakin)
Lineage: Eukaryota; Metazoa; Chordata; Aves; Passeriformes; Pipridae
Product: proline-rich receptor-like protein kinase PERK14
Exons: 4
Coding region: 245-682 (145 amino acids)
Source: RefSeq, a predicted model, not a curated record